Molecule: messenger RNA, 1261 nt
Organism: Lingula anatina
Lineage: Eukaryota; Metazoa; Brachiopoda; Lingulata; Lingulida; Lingulidae
Product: 5'-nucleotidase
Biological process (GO): nucleotide catabolic process
Molecular function (GO): hydrolase activity
Source: RefSeq, a predicted model, not a curated record
CGCCCGGUCUAAAGGCCCAGUUAAGUCUCAGAUAAUGUAUAAAUAUCUGAAUAAAUAUGUGAAGCACUAGUUGAACAAUUUUAUGUUUUUUAGCACUGGCUUAUACCUCUGUGGUAUGCUUAAAAUGAUAUAUAUCAUAUUGUCUUGUCAAAUAACCUCAGACUUUCUCUCGCUUCCUCUCAGAUGAGCUCUUCAUGAAGAAAAGGACCGAAAAAUUUGUGACCAACUCGGUACCUGAAGACGCACAUUUAUGUUAACCGAAACAUUAAUCUAGGGAUCGUAAUAACAGGUUAGAUGAUGAAUAUAUUGUUGAGGUCAUAUUUACUAUAUGGAGGUUGUGGAAGUGUAGCAACUGGACGCUCCAUCAUGACCAUUACCAAAAGUUCUAAAGGACUCUGGACGGCACACUUGGAUCGCCACCAUGUCCCAUUUAGAGGGUUUUUAAGAGUUGCUGCAACGCCGUCAUCCUAUCACGCCGACUUCAGCUCUCCGCAGAUAUUUAAAAAGUCCAUGAAACCAAGGAGAGUGUGGAUACAAACUAUUAAUAUGUUCAACAGUUUGGAUCACAGGUCUCUGAACAAUCAUAAAGAUGAUUUGAGUUUCAUUCAGCGAGAUGGCAUGGAUUUUGUACAACAUUAUCUGAUGUAUCAAUCUAAAGUCACUCACAACUCAUUUUACCUCAUUUUCUUUAUGAGUUUGUUAUGUGUGAUGGGCAUGAGGGAAUUUGUCCAUGGGAUUAAUUCAAUGGAAGAACUGGAAGACAGGUUCAAGGAGAAAAACACUUUCUCUUUUUGGGCAUCUGUAUUCUUUGCUGUCGCACUUAUUUUCAUAUAUCCUAGAUAUACUAAAAAUAUCAUGAGGAUUUAUUAUGAUAAAAAGGCUCAGAUAUUUAUUCUGAUUGUACCAAAGGGAGCUACAAUGAAGCAAACUCGUAAAAUAAUUUGCAAACCUGAAGAUUUCAUUGCCAAGGAAACAUUUACGUCUCUAACUGUGCUUGUUAAAGGACAGUCUUAUUUUUUGACCCGACAAAAGAAAGCUGAUGAACACAUGAUGAAAAUUCUUUUCAGAACAAUUUCCUGAAUGUUUUGUCUAUGUAUAAUUUCUCUGUUUGGACUUGUUAAGAAAAGAAAUUGGUUUCAAAUGAAACAUGGACUUCAAAUUGAAAUUUGUUUAAAAAUUGUUUUACGGAAGAUGUAGGUAUUAAUUGUGAAAUGCAAACUCUGUCUUACUUAAAUAAUAUAUAGAGCUAAAAGAAAAAAAA